CUUUAAUGGACAAUGUACUGCAAUGUAUGCCUGAAGUACUUGAAAUGCAAAUUUGGGACAACUUUACCAUCUAAAUGCUUGGCUGGAUUAAGCGCCUGAUGAGGAUGGUUUUUCAACAAGUUGGAGUAAGCAUGCAAUCGGCUUUCAGGUGUAGCACUCAAAACGGAUAGUUUUUCUCUUUAAGGAAAGAUCAUAUACUGGGGGAGAAGUUUUCAAGGUACUUUGGUCUGGAAAACCAUAUGGUUCAUCUCGAAGUAUCGUAAGGAAAAUUGGUACUAACUUAUCUCUGAUUCAGUGUCCAAGAGUUCAAUUUCAGUAGUCCUGCCCCAACCUAUUGUAUUUUGAGAAGUCAUCGUUUGAAUUGGUGGUGGAGGAGAAUGUUCUGUAACCAAACAAAUAAUGAAUGAAAUUCCAGAUUUCCAGUAAAGUCCCUAUACCACAACUAAAUCUGGAAGUUAAAAUUAUGGUACAGCCUCAGGAGCAGCCACAAGAGGUGGCACCAGGCCAGGCUGCAGAGGCCACUCCAGAUGUCAGGCUAGGAUUGGGCCCUCCCUGGGAACCCCGCUUCCUCAGUUCAGUGUCCCCAGGCUCUGGGAUGGUGUCCAUCCGUGGAGGUGCAGUUCAGCAGGCCCAGCCUGGGGACUGGGUCCAGACCAACCAAUUCUGCAGGACAGGACCUUGCUGGGAACCAUCACUUACCAGCCAUGCAACAGAAUGGAGUCCCAACCACCUGGGAGAGGAUGCAGUGGUAUCUUUCGCUGAUGUUGGAUGGGUAGCCACAGAAGAAGGAGAGUGUUCAACAAGACUAAGGACAGAAGUCAGGUCAAAUCCACCCCUUCAAGAUGACCUUCCUUUCUUCGAGAAGCCCCCAAGCAGGCAUAUUUCCUUACCAAGCCUGUCUCAAGAAGCGCCUCCACCAAAGAAUGCAGUUCUGGCCAAUGAGGAAGCCCUGCAGAAGAUCUGUGCACUUGAAAAUGAACUUGCUACUCUCAGAGCUCAGAUUGCCAAAAUCGUGACCCUGCAAGAGCAACAGAAUCUCACUGCAGUAGGUGACUUGGUUUCUGCCACAUCUGUUUCCACAGCCCCACCUCCUCCCUCCACGCCGCCACCACCACCACCACCACCACCACCACCACCACCGUUGCCUCCUCCUCCACCACCUCCACCAGGACUCCACCAAAGUAAAUCUGCUAUUGACCUGAUUAAAGAACGAAGAGAGCAAAAAGCCAAUGCUGGAAAGACUUUGGCUAAAAACAAUCCAAAGAAAUCUGACAUGCCAAAUAUGCUAGAGAUCCUUAAAGAUAUGAAUAGUGUAAAACUUCGGUCAGUUAAGAGGUCAGAGCAAGAUGUAAAGCCCAAGCCAGUAGAUGCUACUGAUCCAGCUGCCCUCAUAGCAGAAGCUCUGAAAAAGAAAUUUGCUUAUCGAUAUCGAAGCAAUAGCCAAGGAGAAAUUGAAAAAGGAGUUCCAAAGUCUGAAUCAGAGGCUACCUCAGAGAAGGCGUUGUUUGGGCCACAUAUGUUGAAAUCUACAGGAAAAAUGAAGGCUUUAAUUGAAAAUGUUUCAAACUCCUAAUGGACAAUGAGCUGAAAAAAACUCCUGGUUCAGCUGGUUUGGGAGGGCUGAAUUUGGCUAGUAGAAAUCAACACUAUUUAGUAAAUACCUGGCUUUAGUAUUCAGUGGUGUACUUUUUAACCUAGAGGAUUAAGCAAUAAUGGAAGCACCAUAACUUUGUUUUGCUUUUAUGAGAUGGUCAGUUCUGGAGCGUCCUAUAACAUACUGAAUUCUGACAUGUUUUUCACAUUUAGCCAGGAUGUUGAAGCCUCCAAUCUUAAAAACAUUUGAAAGAUUUCAGAACAUAGAAAGGACAUUUGUGGAUUUUACUGUACAUUUUAAAAUUCUUAACACUAAUUUAUCUGUACAAAUGUUUUAUAUACAUAUAUUUGGAUAUAAAACAGUUUAAAAAUUAUCAGUGAAUGACAAUGAGGGUAUUAUUAUCUUCAUUUGUUUUCAGUGAGCAUUUACUAUUCAAUAUGGGUCAGCUGGUAUAAUGUAAGUUGUUGGAAUAAAAUAUUUGAGAUUAGAAUCUUCUUGCCUCUAAUAGAACUUUUAUCUUAGAUUCUCUCUCACAUUUUUGGAAUGGAGCUUUGAAUAGGAACCAGUUGAUGUUCACUGCUGCAAUUCCAUAUGCUUUCCAUUAGAGGGAAGUUGAGAACCAGGAUGGCUGCUUGUACCUCAUAUUGCAUCCAAUGCUGAGGAAACAAAUGUACUUUUCAAGUGGUGACAGAUUGAAUUAUUGAAUUAAAUCACUUAAAUAUAAACCAGAUAUGCCAUCUUUCUUUAUUUUCAGUUUAAUAAAUGGCAUCAUAAAAAUGACUCAUUGCUAAGUUGAUAAUACUUCUGGAAAUGUCAGCAUAAUGGAGUUUAAAAUUUUUUAAUAUUGGUCAGAAUAUUUAUAAUGAAAUAUUAUUAAGUAGGACUAUGACUUUCCUAUAUAUUAUUUAUCAUUGGUCAGAAGGUUGUUCUGAUGAAUUAAUAUUAUGCAAUGUAAUCUUUAGGUGUUAUUAGAAAGUGGAGAACUGCCUUUCUCAUCCAGGGUUUAUAAGGACUUGCUAUAAGUGGUCAUUUGUAAGUGCUAAAUGAACUUUCAUGAUUUUCUAUUUGUGAUGAAUUCAGCUAAUAGUUAAUGUCAGAAUUUCUUACCAUGAGUAAAUAUUUGAAUUUUUAAAAAUUUAAAUCUAGUGAAGAAAAGUUAUACUUCCUGGAAGGAUUAGGAGAUAAGUAGAAAUACACUUUAAGUUAUUAAAAAUGUUUGUUGUUCUCCUAAAUAUUAACAAAAAUUAUUUGAGAUAAUUUACAUAGUUUGGUUAUUUGGCUUAGGUUUAAACUGUGGCAUGCUGUUGAUAGAUAUUGUUUCUAAUUGUUUGAUAUGGUUUAAAAAUUCUGCCUUUUAAGAAAUUCAGAAAAUCCACCUGACACAUAUUUUGGGCUCCUAAGAAAUUUAUAUUUGCAUCAGUAUUGAAUUUUGGCUAGUGCUCCAAUGUAAGGAAGUUACUAUUUUAAAAUAAAGCAAACUAUUAUUUCCCUUGGA
Ictidomys tridecemlineatus (thirteen-lined ground squirrel) is the source of this 3089-nucleotide messenger RNA. The record is from RefSeq and is a predicted model, not a curated record. Lineage: Eukaryota; Metazoa; Chordata; Mammalia; Rodentia; Sciuridae.